This is a messenger RNA of Spodoptera littoralis (African cotton leafworm), 1791 nucleotides long. The record is from the annotation of a GenBank genome assembly. NCBI's taxonomy places the organism in Eukaryota, Metazoa, Arthropoda, Insecta, Lepidoptera, Noctuidae.
AUGGUUAUAAAAGAUUGGGCUAAAAUAUCACCCGGGCUAUCAAAGCCAGUGUUGUCAUGUAUCGAAAAACAGGGUUUCAAGACCAUGACUCCUAUUCAGGCUGCGGUGAUACCUUUAAUCAUGUCCUGUAAAGAUGUGGUCGCGGAGGCUGUGACAGGAUCUGGUAAAACAUUGGCUUUUGUUGUGCCUAUGCUAGAAAUGUUAAUAAAGAAACAAAAGGAAUCUCCACUCAGGAAAGAUUUUGUUUAUGCUGUUAUCAUAUCACCAACUAGAGAACUAGCUUCACAGAUUUACAAGGUGAUAGAACUAUUUCUUCAAGAGCCUGAGCUAUCUCACAUAACAAUGACUCUGCUCCUUGGAGGGCGGCCGGUAGAAGCCGACAUAGAGGCCAUUCAGAAAGGAGGUCAGAUAGCCGUAUGCACUCCUGGUAGGCUGGGAGACUUGCUUGCUGAGAGAAAGCAGCUAAAUCUUGCUGGGAGGCUGAAAGAGAUGGACAUCCUAGUCCUUGAUGAAGCAGACCGGCUUCUCGACCUAGGUUUCAGCCAAACACUCACAACUAUUCUCCAAUACUUACCAAGGCAAAGACGAACAGGUUUAUUUUCAGCCACACAGACUAAAGAACUACAAGAUCUAGUCAGAGCAGGACUUAGGAACCCAGUAGUUGUGAGUGUGAAGGAAAAAUCCACCAUCAGCACGCCAAUUCUUCUAGAAAAUUACUAUGUCAUAGUUGAACCUGAAGACAAAUUCCUCUUCCUCCUCAAUUUCAUAAGAAACAGGAAAAUCGCUAAAGGAUUAUUCUUCUUACCGACUUGCGCGUGCGUCGAUUACUGGGCCGAUGUGUUGCCAGUGUUCUUGCCAGACAUAAAAAUCUUUGCGAUCCAUGGUAAAAUGAAAAUGAAGAGAAGUAAGAUAUUGGAGAAGUUCCGACAGGCUGAAAAUACCAUUUUGUUGUGUACAGAUCUUUUGGCGAGAGGUCUGGACAUCCCAGAAGUAGAGUGGGUUCUUCAAUGGGAGCCUCCUACGAACCCUGCGUCCCUAGUACAUAGGGUGGGUCGCACGGCGCGGGGCGGGGCCGCUGGGUGCUCCCUGUUACCUCUACUACCCACUGAGGAUACGUAUGUACCCUUCAUCAAGACCAAUCAGAUGGUGGAACUCAAGGAUUGGAGGAAAUCUAAAGAUGAAAUCAAAAUUAAUCCUAAGCUUAAAGAGAAGGUCCUAGCAAUGCUUCACGAACAACAAAAGCAAGAUAGAGCAGUGUUAGACAAAGGACAACGCGCCUUCGUAUCACACAUGCGAGCCUACACUAAACACGAAUGUAACCUCCUACUGCAGUUCAAAGAACUUCCCUUAGGCCACAUAGCCACCAGCUACGGCCUUCUAAAAUUACCCAUAAUGCCAGAAAUUAAACAAGAACAUAAAGACCAAUUUGUUGGACCGAAAGAAGAUAUAGAUUUUAAUAGUAUACCUUAUAAAGAUAAACAGAAGGAAGCUAGUCGAUUGCAGAAGUUGGGAGAGUUUAGAAAGACUGGUGUUUGGCCAUCAAAGAAGAAAAAGAAAAUGACGCAAUCAGAACCAUGGGAACAAGCGAAAUUAAAUAAAGAAGAGCGUAAACAGAAGAGGAAAAAGCGAAAAGAGCUGAAAAAGAAUGACCCAGAAGGCGGGAAAAAGCGUAAACGUAAAGCGGUAACACAAGAGGAACUGAACGAACUCGCAGCGGAUAUAGCGCUUAUGAAGAAGUUGAAAAAGCGGAAAAUUACUGAAGAACAGUUCGACCAACAAUUUGAAGUGUAA